AUGUAUCCUACACCCCCUCUAACCGCCUCUGUUGCGUCGGAAGAUGGCGAUUCUUCUGGCGUGUCGGCCUGCCCCCGAGACGGCCUCAUCGCUGCGGAUGGCCCUCGUACAAACGCAUUCCCCCGGAUUUCGAGACCUGUGGAGCUUAUGCGAGAUUCCUAUGACUGCAUCGUCAUAGGUUCCGGCUAUGGAGGCUCCGUUGCCGCAUCACGUAUGGCCAGAGCAGGCGAGUCCGUUUGCUUGCUGGAGCGAGGAGAAGAGAGGUGGCCUGGUGAAUAUCCUACGACUACCAUGGAAGCAAUGAGGCAGUUCCGUCUUACGGGAGACUUUACUCCGAGCUCCUUUGGUGGAGUUGGCAUUGAUAGCGGAAACACCACCGGCAUGUACCAUCUGUUCUUUGGACGCGAUCAGAGUGCCCUUGUUGGCAAUGGUCUGGGUGGCACAAGCCUCAUCAACUCGAAUGUCUUUCUUGAAGCAGACGAAGACGUUCUCAGAAUGGGCUUUUGGCCCCCUGAGAUACGAAACGACCCAACCGGUCUGGAUAGAUGCAAGUCACUGCUGUUUUAUUAUCAAAAGGUCAGGGACAUGCUUGAGCCAGAACCGUAUCCAGAAGAAUGGCCAGCACUCAGGAAGAUGGAAGUCUUCAACCAUCAGGCCAAAGUUCUCGGGUUGGAUGACAAGCUCCGCAGAGUCCCUCUUACAACUCGCUUCCGAUCUGGGCCCAACAGCUCCGGCGUCCCUAUGAAGGCAUCAACGCUCACUGGACAAGAUACCACCGGCGUCAACGAUGGAUCAAAGACCACCACCCUGGUGACAUAUCUAGCCGACGCGUGGAACUGGGGUGCCGACAUGUUCUGCAAGUGCGAGGUGCGGUACGUUGAAAAGGUCCAAGAUGAUCGGGGGGGUUAUCUCGUCUACUUUGCUUGGCAUGGCCGUGGCCGCAGCCGCUUCUCGGAGGAUGAUACCUAUGGCGACUUGAUGUGGGUGCAUGCAAAGAAGGCCGUGUUCCUCGGAGCCGGUGCGAUUGGCACGACGGAGAUUCUGCUACGGAGCAAGCAGAUGGGUCUGAAUAUGAGUGACUGGGUUGGCCGCGGGAUGAGUGGCAAUGGAGACAUUUUGGCCUUUGGACACAAUUGCGAACAGGAGGUGAAUGCUCUGGGAACGCCAUCGCCGGAUCCUGCAAACCCCGUCGGCCCAACCAUUACUUCUGCCAUUGACAACCGAAAGGGCCACGAGAAUCCACUGAACGGCUUCAUCAUCCAAGAGGGAGCCAUGCCGCAAGCCUUUUCCCAGUUGCUGCAGUGUAUGCUGGAUCUGAUGCCGGGCAGCCAUGCCCCUGAGAUGCCGCUUCUUCAGCGAGCCCGGCAGGCCAUGGGCGUGUGGAAAAGCAGACUGCUCGGGCCCUUUUCGAAGUCGGGGACGCUAGGCAACACUCAGGUCUUCUUGAUCAUGUCUCACGAUGGGAGCCAAGCAACUCUAAGUCUGAAAAAUGACAAGCCCGUCCUAGAGUUUAUCGGAGUAGGGAAAAGCGACCGAGUCAAGAGAUUCAAUGCCCUACUCGAAAAAGCCACAGAUGCCGUCGGCGGCACGCUGGUGUACACUCCCUUUUACAACCUCAUGAACAAGCAGCAGAUCACGGCGCAUCCUCUUGGUGGCGCGCCAUUGUCUCGGGACAACACGGGAGCGAACGGCGCAACAAAUCACUUGGGUCAAGUCUUUGUCGGCAACGACACCUCAGAGACCCAUGCCGGCUUGAUCGUGACAGAUGGCGCCCUCAUUCCUGCCGCGAUCGGAGUGAAUCCGCUUGCAACUAUCGCGGCCCUGGCGGAGCGAACAGUCGAAGCGUAUGCCAGAGCGAAUGGCCUCAUCAUCAACGAAGCCAAGAACGAGGUCUUAGACCUCUUCGGCGAGCCAGCCCACAAGCCCAGAGACCGACGCUCUUCCGAGGUCCCUGACCAAAUACUGAGCAUGGCUGAAGUGCUCCCGCUGAAGAGCAUCGAGUUCACGGAGCUCUUGUCUGGCUUUAUACACAGAUCCCCGCCAGACGCGGCAGUCGAUGACACGGCCGCGUUCGAGUCUGCCUUUCGCGCUGCCAAAGGUGGCGGCGAGGUUGGAAGAUUGCUAGUCAGCGCGACAGUCUUUGACAGCACCAGCCUCCGAAAUGAGUCUCAACCCAGCGGUAUGCUCACGGGUACUUUUGUCUGCCCAAGCAUAGAAGGGUCGCCGUUCAUGAUACUGAGGGGAGAGUUGGGGUUGUUCAAGAGAAGCCAAAGAGUCUCAGGAACCAGCAGGUUGACUUACGACUGCAAUAUGGCGGGUGCCAACGGCCGACGCCUUCGGUUUCGUGGCUACAAGGUUGUUGAUGCCUCUGUGUCUUUGAACCCUCUCCAGCUGUGGCGCUCUACCACAACACUGUAUGUUACCAUCACGGAAAAGGCCAUUGGGAAACAAGGCGGCAUCAACACUGAUCAGGAGCUUGACUUUUCGGACGACGAUAUCACCGAUUACUACGAAGAUAUACCCAUCUAUGCCAGCGAGAAGCUGGUCGCAAGAGGCAUCCUACAUCUACGCCCAAUGGACUUUGUGUCGGAGAUGAUGACACUCACUGCUGCUGGCAGCAGUCUCCUCGACAGAGCCAUGAAUAUGUCCAGCUUCAUGUCCUUCUUCACCACCAAGUCUCUGUCGCACUUUUUGACGCCCCUCAACAGCCUCGAGUAUCCGGAGCAGGGGUUUGUGUCGUAUAUGAACUAUACGCCUCCGUCACAGACUUAUGCCAUCGUUGCUAUUGAUGGUGUCGAAACUGAGCUGCACAUGUGGGAGCCAAGCCCAGGUGCUGUUGCUACUGACUCACGAGGCUCUCCCGUCAAGAUUGAGAAUCUCUUCAUGAUUCCCGGUGCCUCUGUUGACCAUCAGAUCUUUGCUCUGCCGACCAUCCCUUUCAACGCGAUCAAUUACUUUACACGAGCUGGCUAUCGCGUCUUUGUUACUGUGCAUCGAAUUUGCCAGUUGAGGUCCACGCGCAAGCAAACGUGGACAACGUACGAUUCGAGGCUCGAUAUCAAGUCCUGCCUUGAGAAGAUUCGGAGCAUUUACGGCAGUCGAAAGAUCUACACCAUUUCCCACUGCAUGGGAUCCGUGUCUUUUGCUUGCGGUCUCCUUGACGGGGCCAUUCCAUCCGACUGGAUUCUGGGAAUCACCUGCAGUCAGGUGUUUAUGAAUCCGAUAUGGAACACUAUGAACAUGAUCAAGGCAACUUCGCCCGUGGCUUUGGAUAGAAUGUAUAGCUCUGUGCUUGGAGACUGGCUGGAGUUCAACACGCUAACUGAAGACUCUGUUGCACAGCGAGUUUUGGAUCAGAUGCUUCGCUUUUACCCGGAAAAGAGAAAGGAAAUGUGCAGUAAUGCUGCUUGUCAUCGCACAACAUUGCUUUUUGGGCGUUGCUGGAGUCACCGGAACCUUAACGAGGCGACUCAUCGGAAUAUUGAUCGUUUCUUUGGCGGAGCGAGCAUGAACCUGAUUAGCUUACUGAAGCGAAUCGGGAGCCGCGGAGAGGUGAGCACGAAUGCUCCCGAGCAUGAGGAGCUUACGGGGCCAGAGAACGUGGAGCGCCUCCGAGGCAUUCCCUUCCUGUUCUUCACCGGCCAGGACAGCGGCGUCUUGUCCCCGAGAUCUACGGAGGUGACGUACGAGCGCCUGAUUGAUGCCUUUGGGAUAUCUGCUGGCCUUCCCGGCGGAGGCAUCCAGUAUAGACGGCGAGUCGUUCCGGGCUAUGGCCACUUGGACUGUUGGAUGGGGCGCAACGCAUGGCGGGAUGUUUUUCCAUUUGUUCGCGAAGAGAUUGAUCGAGUCGUCCGAGGCGAGUCGUAUCGAUUUCGCCAGCCUAAUGAUCGAUUCAAGCGUUUUGCGGAGGACAUUGAGCUGCAUUAG
Molecule: messenger RNA, 3927 nt
Organism: Trichoderma reesei QM6a
Lineage: Eukaryota; Fungi; Ascomycota; Sordariomycetes; Hypocreales; Hypocreaceae
Exons: 6
Coding region: 1-3927 (1308 amino acids)
Molecular function (GO): oxidoreductase activity, acting on CH-OH group of donors; flavin adenine dinucleotide binding
Source: RefSeq, a predicted model, not a curated record